CAGUUGCGGCCGGAGCGGCGCGGCGGCGGUCGCUUGGCAGCGGCGGAAGGCUAAGGGGUGGCGGGUUGUGGCCGGGGAUGCUCCGGCGGGUUGGAGGGCCCCCGCCAUGCAGCCUGCCGAGAUCCAGUUCGCCCAGCGGCUGGCGUCCCACGAGAAGGGCAUCCGGGACCGGGCGGUGAAGAAGCUGCGCCAGUACAUCAGCGUGAAGACGCAGCGGGAGACAGGAGGUUUCAGUCAAGAAGAACUUCUAAAAAUAUGGAAAGGACUCUUCUAUUGCAUGUGGGUGCAGGACGAACCCCUUCUGCAGGAGGAGCUAGCGAACACGAUUUCCCAGCUCAUCCAUGCUGUUAACAACUCCGAGGCUCAGCACCUGUUCAUUCAGACCUUUUGGCAAACCAUUAACCGAGAGUGGAAAGGGAUCGACAGGCUGCGCCUGGACAAGUACUACAUGCUGAUCCGUCUGGUCCUGAGGGAGUCCUUUGAAGUCCUGAAGCAGAAUGGCUGGGAGGAAAGCCAAAUCAAGCUUUUCCUCGAUGUCUUGAUGAAGGAAGUCCUGCACCCUGAGAGUCAGUCUCCAAAUGGGGUGAAAUUCCACUUCAUUGAUAUUUAUCUGGACGAACUAUCCAAAGUCGGAGGGAAAGAGCUUUUAGCAGAUCAGAAUCUCAAGUUUAUUGAUCCAUUCUGCAAAAUUGCUGCCAAGACUAAGGACCAUACACUGGUGCAGACUAUAGCUAGGGGUGUUUUUGAAGUCAUUGUAGAUCAGUCUCCUUUUGUACCUGAAGAGACGGUGGAAGAACAGAAAACUACAGUGGGUGACAGCAACCUCCCUGAAGAAGAGAGAGCUGAAAAUGAGGUGACAUGGAGAAAAACAUUCAGUAAAAAGAAGACAGCACUGGGCAAAUAUCACUCCAGAAAGGAAGGAAUCAGUGAUGAAGGUGAGACAGACGGUGGUGGAAGCAUGGAAGACACUGGGCCACUUCUCCAGUUUGACUAUAAGGCUGUUGCGGACAGACUCCUGGAAAUAACCAACAGGAAAAACAUCCCUCCCUUCAACAGGAAACGUCUCUGCAAGCUAAUCAAGAAAUUCCAAGAUCUCUCUGAAGGCAGUAUGUCUCAACUCGGUUUUGCUGAGGACAUUUCUGCUGAUGAAGAUGACCAAACCCUCAGUCAAGGAAGGCAUAAGAAAAAAGGAAAUAAGCUUUUAGAGAAAACCGACAUGGACAAAGGUGAAGGAAACAGGUUCUUUCUUGCUGAGGAAGAGGAGAGUAAAGCUGGUGUUCACAAGAGGAAAAGGAAAAAGAAGAAGAACCACCUUCAACCUGAACACUUAGGGUCAGGGGUCAAAGCCAUUCCCCCAGAACAGAAUGGGGACCCAGAACAGAACGGGGACCAUGAGCCAGAGGCAGGUCCAGGAAAAGCCCAGAAGCUGGGUGGGAUUGCGCUAGGGGCAGGGGUUUUGCCCAGCCCCCAGGGGCAGAGCAGCUCGGAGCACCCCCUCGUGCAUCCUCCCACGCACAGCAGGAGGAAACGACCAAGGAAGAGGAGCCCGCGGUGCCAGUUGCUGGUCGCCGAGUCCACAGUGUCACCUCUGGAGGACUUGUGUCAAGGUGGCCCCGACAGUGGUUAUGCUGUGGUGCCUGUCCCCCAGGCUUCCCCAGUCAGUGGAGCCCCAGCCCUGAAGAGGAAGCGGAAACUCAGGGCUCCCCUGGCCAACGGCAGCCCGCCCACGCUGGCCUGGCCCCCGCCCCAGGAGGAAGGCCCUGCGGCCAGCCCAGCAGACGGAGGGGAUUGCCCAGCCACACUGCCCCCAGGUGGGAGACUGAAGAAAAAGAAGGGGGAGCCCAGCCGUCUUGACCUCUACAACCCGUCCACUCAAAAAACUGCCAUCUUCAAAAAGAGGAAGAAAAUGAGAGAGAUGCUGAACUUGGUUGAACACAGCAGAGGACUGGAAUCCGAACUGAAGCUCGUCCAGGCUCUGGGGAGCAGUGGAGCUUUCAGCCCUUUGAAGAAGAAGAAGCUGAGGACGGAGAAUGACUUUGUGAAGUUUGACACCCCCUUCUUACCAAAGCCCCUGUUCUUCAGAAAAGCUAAAAGCAGCACCGCCACCCCUGUGGCCCCUGCUAUGCAACUCAACAAAGCACCGUCCAGCUCCAAGAAGGUCACCUUCGGGUUGAACAGAAACAUGACUGCGGAAUUCAAGAAGACAGACAAGAGCAUCUUAGUCAGCCCCACAGGCCCCUCCCGAGUGGCCUUCAACCCUGAGCAGAGGCCCCUCCACGGAGUGCUGAAGACCCCCACCAGCUCCCCUGCCAGCACCCCCCCGGGGACCAAGAAGCCGCUGACUGCCACCCCAAAGAGAAGGCCAACAGCUAUGGACUUCUUCUAAUAGUAGCAGAGUCCCUUUGUAAAAACUGCUUUUGUACAGAAUACUCUAUAAAUUAUAACUUUUAAAAGGU
This is a messenger RNA of Myotis lucifugus (little brown bat), 2456 nucleotides long. It is a transcript of the gene RRP1B, whose product is annotated as ribosomal RNA processing 1B. The record is from RefSeq and is a predicted model, not a curated record. The transcript is spliced from 16 exons. Gene Ontology annotation, biological process: rRNA processing. Lineage: Eukaryota; Metazoa; Chordata; Mammalia; Chiroptera; Vespertilionidae. Bases 107 to 2386 code for a protein of 759 amino acids. Gene Ontology annotation, cellular component: nucleus; preribosome, small subunit precursor; preribosome, large subunit precursor.